This is a messenger RNA of Strongylus vulgaris, 531 nucleotides long. Lineage: Eukaryota; Metazoa; Nematoda; Chromadorea; Rhabditida; Strongylidae. The record is from the annotation of a GenBank genome assembly.
AUGGCUUUGCAUUUGAUGAUACAUGGGAAAACGAGCCGAGUGCUGCGUGAAAAACGAGCAGAGGGAUCGAUUCUUGUUUCUGAUUUGAUUGGCAUUUGCUGCGUCUCUCAGCAGGACGUGCUUCAGGUCGUCGUUGAGCCGUCACUCUGUUCGUCCGAAUCGCCGGAUGCGCCCGCGGCAGCGGAAGGACAAUCACCUGCUGGACCGAGUUCGGCAAGAUCCACCAAUGGAUCUGAGAUCUCAUCCGGAUCGGUAGAGAAGGACGAUGAACCUGAGCCUGGAAUGACCGGUAAUAUCUUGGAAAUGAUCAGCAAAAGCCUGCUAGGCAACGCAUUCAAGGUAAUCCAUCCUCAGCGCACUGCACUUACCACCCAUCGCGUUCUGUUUAUCCAGAGAAAUGGUCAUCCUUACACACGUUGUGUACUUUGCGUGGCAUUGGGAAAUAGAUGGGACGGUGUGAAAGAGAUCAAAUUGACAACUGUAAUUGUAAAACUCAUUGCGUUUUUGAUUGAAAACCUUGGAGGACGUUAA